AUGGAGACCGACUACGAAGGAGGGCUUCUCAACUGCAGCUACCGGUAUCCGUACCCACCCGAAAAGGACACCAUCUCUGCCUACGCACUCUGGAUCGAUGUGAGUACGUAUUACGAGAGUUAAAGCGAGUUUCGGGUUUGCAGGGUCCGUGUACGUGCGUCGCCGCGUUGCUCUCGAUGGUCGGAGCCCGAUAUGCAAUCAAGUUUCUCUGCCGAGCAGGGUUAAAUAAAGAUUUGACAGCAGGUGAGAAACAUUUUAGAAGGAAGUGAGUCACUUCGCAACCGACGAUUUCCGCAUUCUAACUUUCCAAUCACUUGUGCUCUUUUUCAGCUCUGUUCGCCCUUUGUGCCAUCGAUUCGCUCCUUCUGCUCACUGUCUUCCUCUUCUACGGAAUCGAGGCGAUGUCUUUGUUGUUCUUCAGAACAAACAUCAUGUACGACAAACAAGAUUUCACCUAUAAUUUGCACGGAAUCGCGAGCUCGCUGACCACCGCCUCGGUCCGUCCUCCCCCCUUCCAUGAUCCCCUCCAAUCCGACCUUCCAGACGGUUCUCGUCAUUUACAUCACAUUUCUCCGCUUCAUGGUCGUCCUCCGACCUCUCCGAUUUGCCACCAACAUCUCCACGAAUCAUCGGAGAACUGGCAGCAAGGCCAUUCGGAAGGGAUCCACCCAAAUGGAAGACUCGGUCACCAACACCAACUUCUCGCGGAGCACUUUCAACAACUCAUCGAUCAAAAGACACUACAACAUACGCGAGAUCGUCCGGCCUUUUUUCACACCUUGUAAGUGCAUAGAAGACGUCAGAGACUAUAAUUGCAUGUUUUCAGUCAUCUUCAUUCUGCUCAGCUUCUCGGUCAAUAUUCCCAUCUUUUUCGAGUUCACGACCGUGAAAUGCUUCGAUGUGGAGCACAACGUGGAGUCUACGAAUCCAGAAGCGACGGUCUUCAGAUCAUCGGUAUUUAUAAAUGACAACAAUGAGUGGAAUGAACGGAAUAAUUUCAGUUUGCCAAGUACAAAGCAGUUUUGAUGACUCUGACGCAGACCAUCGGGCCCGUCUCGAUCAUUCUCAUUCUUUCGAUCCUCACAGAGUACAAGGUUCAUGUCAGUUUGAAAGCAAGGAGAAAGUGAGUGUUCGGAAUAGAAAUAUCACAAAAGACAGCUCAUUCAGGCUGUUCGAAAGUCAACAGAGAAGCCGGUCGGUUGUUCUGAGCGAAGAGCUAAAGGAAAGGGUCUCGAGGACCGUUGCCGUCUUCAUCGCAGUCAAGUUCCUCAUAUUCCGGUGAGUCAGACACUCAGGAAAAAAGGCGCCUUUUUCCUGAGCACAUAUUCUAUCAACUAAUUAUUGAUUGUCAGAACAAUGCCAAUCUUCUUCGACGUCUACGAGAAUCUGUACGGGAUCGAAGGAUGGGGAACUGUGAUGAGCAUCAUGGUCAGGGUCUCCGACUUUGGAAUCGUUCUCAAUACGGCCACCAACUCCCUGGCGUACUUUGGAAAGAAACGGUCAGUCUUACAUGAAACAGGGUUCAGUUUUCAAGUGAAUGUUUGAUGUUUGCAGAUGGAUUGAGAAGCGCCUCCGUCUGCGUCUUCUGAAAAAGGAAGAAAAACGAAAUGCGAAGGCGACUCUCUCUGCCCACGGAUCCUCUGUUCUAAAUGCGUCGAUCAAGAAGCCGUGUGCUCCGCGACUAGGCCUUCCGCAUCCUCUGCACGCCGAGAAAACACCACUGAACUCGAAGAACAUCUACCCCGAAAUGGUCUGA
Molecule: messenger RNA, 1756 nt
Organism: Caenorhabditis sp. 36 PRJEB53466
Lineage: Eukaryota; Metazoa; Nematoda; Chromadorea; Rhabditida; Rhabditidae
Source: the annotation of a GenBank genome assembly